AUGGCUUCCUCCUAUCGGCCGCAUCCUCUGCGGCAGUCCCAAACUGCCGAAUACCCCGUGCAUCGACAGGCUUCGACGGUCUCGACAGCAUCGUCCUCAUCCUCAGCAUACUCAUCUCAUUCUCACAGCUCCUCGUCGACUAGCUACGAACUCGGCCGCUCCUCCAUGACUUCCUCGCCCUCUAGCAUAUACUCCUCCUCUGGCUACGGUGCCUACCCUGGCCACAAGCGCGGCCGGAGCGAGGUUACAUCAUCAUCGCUUCGCCAUCCUACCUCAACACUCACCUCAUCACAGACCUACUCUUCCAUCUCCCAAACGUCAACUCGGCCGGCCGAAAACAUCUACCAGACGGCGCGCCAGUCGCUCCGACCCCUCCCUCAGACCCCGCGGCCAACGACCCCUCCUCGAGCUCCCAUUCGCCAUGACCGAGGCCACAGCGUUGACAUCGGCAAGCUCUCAUUGACCGACUAUGGACGGAACACCUCUCCUGCGCCUGAUACGCCGCCUACCCCUCCUCAUCAUCACUCUCCUUCGCCCCAUCUCCGUCCCAAGUCGAUGCUCCUGACGCGCGCCGACUCUGUGGUUCGACGAGCCAGUGACGCAGGAAGCCCGCCGCCAUUGACCCAUACCCACACGACGUCCCUGACGACGCCAGAGCUCGAGAAGCUGUCCAAGUCUUCGACGAACCAGCUACGGACGCUGUCAAAAUUGGCCCAGGAUGGCGCAGAUGAGUUCGCUAUCAUACCAGCGGCCGAGGUCACGGGUCUUCGCGGUCGGCGGAGGUUGCAGAGGACUAACCGAGCCAACAAUCGGCGCGCGUAUGGCUGGGAGGGGCGCAACUGGAUGGACAAGCAGCGCCAGUUCCUGCAGGCGUACGAGUACCUUUGCCACAUCGGCGAGGCCAAGGAGUGGAUCGAGGACGUGAUCCAGAAGGCCAUCCCUCCUAUUAUAGAGCUGGAAGAGGCGCUAAGAGACGGUGUCACGCUGGCCGAGGUCGUCGAAGCGCUCAACCCGCACCGUCGGUACAAGAUAUUCCGGCAUCCUAAGCUGCAGUACCGGCAUUCGGACAAUAUCGCCAUCUUCUUCAACUACCUCGACGAAGUGCAGUUGCCCGAACUGUUCCGCUUCGAGCUGAUAGACCUGUAUGAGAAGAAAAACAUCCCCAAGGUCAUCUACUGCAUCCACGCGCUCAGCUGGCUGCUCUACCGCAAAGGCAUCGUCACAUUCCGCAUCGGCAAUCUGGUCGGCCAGCUAGAGUUCGAGCACCACGAGCUGGAGGCUACACAAAAGGGUCUCGAUAAGCUCGGAGCCAACGUGCCUAGCUUCGGCAAUAUGGGCGCCGACUUUGGCAUCGAGGAACCCCCGGAACCGGAAGAAACAGAGGAAGAGCGCAUCGAGCGAGAACUCGCCGAGCAAGAAGCCAUCAUCACCGACUUCCAGGCCCAGAUCCGCGGCGCCAUGUGCCGCGUCAAGCUCGGCCACAUGAUGCAGCACCUCUGGGACAACGAGGAGUGGCUGAUCGACCUGCAGUCGCGCAUCCGCGGCGAUUUUGCCCGCCAGAUCUACGGCUACCGCCUCGAGAUGCGCCGGUUUGCCACCCACCUGCAGGCGGCUGCGCGCGGUUUCCUCGUACGUCGACGUCUCGCCAUCGACGCCUGGGCGACCGACCUGCAGAGCGUCGCGCGCGGGUUCCUCGUGCGCCGCCGCCAGCGCCGCACGAAGCAGAUCGCCAAGCACGUCGAGAAGGACAUCCUCAAGCUGCAGAGCCUGCUGCGCGCGACGAAAGUGCGCAGCGAAGUCCAGGAGAAGCGCGCCCAGCUCGAGAUGGCCGCCGGCCCGAUCCGCCACAUCCAGGCCAAGAUGCGAGGGUUUCUCGUCCGCCAGAAGAUGCUGGCGCAGGAGCAGGAGGUUCAGCAGACGACCGCGCCGGCGGUUGCUAGUCUGCAGGCUGCGGUGCGCGGGUUCCUGCAGAGGAAGAAGCUCGAUGCCGAGAAGGCGGAGCUGCGGCUUGGGACGCCGGCUAUUACGGAGCUGCAGGCGGGUAUUCGCGCGGCGCUGCUGAGGAAGAAGAUCGGCGAGCAGCAGGAGGAGCUGGAGGACCUGACCCCGGUGUGGACGGCAUUGCAGGCCGCUGCCCGGGGUAAGCUGGCUAGGGGCAAGGUGCGAGGCGUGCAGGCUGAGCUGCGGCAGCAUGUGCCGGAUUUGGGGAAGCUGCAGGCUGCUAUCCGAGCUGCGGCGGUGAGGAGGGAGAUUUCGGAUAAGCUGGACUGUCUCGCGGAGUGUGAGGAGGAGAUUGUUGCGCUGCAGGCGAAUAUCAGAGGCAUGUUGGAGAGGAAUCGGAUCUCGAACCUGCUGGAUGCCCUGGAGGCCGAGGAGCCGGCGAUUGUGCAGCUGCAAGCGCAUAUUCGGGGUGCGAUGCAUCGGCAGAAGGAGUCGGCUUUCUUGGACGAGCUGGCGUCUCACGAGGAGGAAAUUGAGCAGCUGCAGGCUCUGGCUAGGGCUGUGCUCACGAGAGUCCAGGUCGGCCGGAUUCUGGAUGAGUUGGAUGAGUGCGAGCCCAUCAUCACCGAGCUCCAGGCCGCUGCCAAGGGCUACAUUAUCCGCGCUAGAUUCGAGGACAAGCGGCGGCACUACCUGGAGAACAUGCAGAAGGUGGUCAAGAUCCAGAGCUUGGUGCGCGCCAAACUCCAGGGCCAGGCCUACAAGAGUCUUAUCUCCGGCAAGAAUCCGCCUGUCAACGCCGUCAAGAACUUCGUCCACUUGCUCAACGAUAGUGACUUUGACUUCAACGAAGAGGUGGAGUUCGAGCGCCUGCGCAAGACGGUCGUGCAACAGGUCCGCCAGAACGAGAUGCUCGAGCAGUACAUCGACCAGCUCGACAUCAAGAUCGCGCUGCUCGUCAAGAACAAGAUUACCCUGGACGAGGUCAUCAAGCAUCAGCAUACACUGGGCGGCCAUGCCAGCAGUCUGCUUGCGAAUACCCCGAUUGCUAGCACGAACCAGUUCGAUCUCAAGGCGCUCAACAAGGGCUCCCGGCGCAAGCUCGAACUCUACCAGCAGCUGUUCUUCCUGCUGCAGACCCAGCCACAGUACCUGGCCCGUCUGUUCCGUCGCCUGCGCGAGGAGGGCACGCCUGAGAAGGAAUGCAAGCGCAUCGAGCAUCUGAUGAUGGGGCUGUUCGGGUACGCCCAGAAGCGCAGAGAAGAGUACUACCUUCUCAAGUUACUAGGGCGCUCGAUCCGCGAGGAGGUCGACGCCUGCUCCACGCUACACGACUACCUGCGCGGCAGCUUCUUCUGGAUGCGGCUCUUCAACAGCUACACGCGCUCGCCCCGCGACCGCAAGUUCCUGCGCGACCUGAUGGGCCCGCUGAUCCGCGACAACAUCAUCGAUGAUCCGGAACUGGACCUGGAGAGCGACCCCAUGCAGAUCUACCGGUCGCUGAUCAACAAUGAGGAGCUGAGGACGGGUCGUCCCAGCCGCAGGCCCCUCGACAUCCCCCGCGAGCUCGCCAUCAAAGAUCCGGAGACGAAGGCAGUCUUCAUCGAUCACCUGCGCGACCUGCGCGAGAUUUGCGACCAGUUCUUGAUCCUGCUGGAGGAUCUCCUCCCGCGCAUGCCGUACGGCCUGCGGUUUGUGUGCAGGCAAACGUUCGAGUCUCUCGCGCAGCGCUUCCCGAGGGAGGAUCACGCCCGGUUGUUGCAGAUCGUGAGCAACUGGCUGUGGCGGUUCUACCUCCAACCUGCCCUCACGGCGCCCGAGAAUGUCGGCGUCAUCGAGCGCCAGCUGAGCCCCCUGCAGAAGCGCAACCUAGGCGAGGUGGCCAAGGUGCUUGGGCAGAUUGCCUCCGGCCGGCCCUUCGGCGGCGAAAACAUCUACCUGCAGCCGCUCAACGCCUUCGUCGCCGAGUCCGUCGACCGCCUGACCCAGCUCACCGAGGCCAUCAUCUCGGUCGCCGACGCGGAAGCGACCUUCGACAUCGACGAGUUCAACGACCUGUACGCGAAGAACAAGCCCACGCUGUACAUCAAGAUGAGCGACAUCUUCGCCAUCCACAAUCUCGUCGCCUCGCAGCUGCCGGUCAUCUCCCCGAAUAGGGAUGACAUCAUCCGCGAGAUUGUCCACGACCUGGGGAGCGCCAAGCACAAUGAGAGCGAGAUGACCGCGGCCGGGUCGUCGGAUAUCCAGCUGUUCCUCACGCCGAAGCUGCAGAAUCUCGAGGAUCCCGACGCUGACGUGAAAGCCCUCUUCAUGGAGACCAAGCGCUGCAUCCUGUACAUUAUUCGUGUGCAGACGGGCGCGAAUCUCAUGGAGAUCCUCGUGAAGCCGAUCACGCCCGAGGAUGAGAAUAAGUGGCAGGCUGUCCUCAGGGAAGACUUUGCCAACGGCUCGAAGGGCGCCUACUCCGAUGCGAACAUGGAUAUCUCGACCAUGUCGUACAUGGAGCUGAAGAGGACCGCGCUGGAGAACGUCAUGCGCCUGGAGCAGAUGGGUCGGAUCACGCGCAAGAAUCAUUACCAGGAUAUACUGAAUGCGAUCGCGCUCGAUAUUAGGACGAAGAGUCGCCGGCGCGUGCAGAGGCAGCGUGAGUUGGAAGGUGUAAGAAUGACGCUGAGUAAUUUACUCGAGAAGGCGAAGUAUCUCGAACAGCAGCGCAAGAGUUAUGAUGAUUAUAUCGAGCAGGCGAUGUUGACGUUGCAGAAUAAGAAGGGUAAGAAACGUUUCCUCCUUCCCUUCACGAAACAAUACAAUCACCAGCGCGAGCUCGAGCGCUCCGGCCGCGUCCCUAAAUUCGGCUCCUACAAGUACAGCGCGCGCGCCCUAUCCGACAAGGGCGUCCUCGUCUCCUGGCAGGGCGUGCCCGAGCGCGACUGGGGAAGUAUCAACCUCACCAUCUCGUGUGACGAGGUCGGCGUGUUCGUGUUGGAAGGGAGCAAGGGACAUAUUCAAAUCCCCGGCGCGAGCGCGGUCGUGUCCAUUGAGGACCUGUUGCAGGCGCAGUUUGAGACACGGCAGUUUAUGAAUCUUUUUGAGGGGGGCGCGCUGAAGUUGAAUGUGAACUUGUUGUUGCAUUUGGUGUAUAAGAAGUUUUAUAGGACGCAGUGA
Molecule: messenger RNA, 5106 nt
Organism: Thermochaetoides thermophila DSM 1495
Lineage: Eukaryota; Fungi; Ascomycota; Sordariomycetes; Sordariales; Chaetomiaceae
Product: ras GTPase activator-like protein
Exons: 2
Coding region: 1-5106 (1701 amino acids)
Biological process (GO): regulation of GTPase activity; regulation of actin cytoskeleton organization
Cellular component (GO): cytoplasm
Molecular function (GO): actin filament binding; GTPase activator activity; calmodulin binding
Source: RefSeq, a predicted model, not a curated record